Messenger RNA from Cygnus atratus (black swan), 2512 nucleotides. It is a transcript of the gene PRDM5, whose product is annotated as PR/SET domain 5. Gene Ontology annotation, cellular component: nucleus. The record is from RefSeq and is a predicted model, not a curated record. Gene Ontology annotation, biological process: negative regulation of DNA-templated transcription; regulation of transcription by RNA polymerase II. Lineage: Eukaryota; Metazoa; Chordata; Aves; Anseriformes; Anatidae. The transcript has 17 exons. Bases 97 to 2085 code for a protein of 662 amino acids. Gene Ontology annotation, molecular function: protein binding; RNA polymerase II cis-regulatory region sequence-specific DNA binding; DNA-binding transcription factor activity.
UCGUCCUGCCCCCUCCCCCGGUGCGAUGGAAGUCCCUGGGAGCCCUCCUCCUCCUCCUCCUCCCCGCUAGCCGGCGGCAGCCCGGCCCGGUGCAAAAUGCUGGGCAUGUACGUGCCGGAUAGGUUUGCCCUGAAGUCGUCCCAAGUGCAGGACGGGAUGGGGCUCUACACGGCCCGCAGAGUGAGAAAGGGUGAAAAAUUUGGCCCCUUUGCAGGGGAGAAGCGAAUGCCUCAGGAACUGGAUGAGGACACAGACUGCAGGCUUAUGUGGGAAGUUCGUGGCAGUAAAGGUGAAGUCCUUUAUAUACUGGAUGCAAGCAAUCCACGCCAUUCUAACUGGCUGCGUUUUGUCCACGAGGCUCCGUCACAAGAACAAAAGAAUCUGGCAGCCAUCCAGGAAGGGGAAAAUAUUUUCUAUCUGGCCGUGGAUGAUAUUGAAACAGACACAGAACUUCUGAUUGGUUACUUGGACAGUGACAUGGAAGAAGAGGAGGAGGAAGAGGAAGAAGUAACUGUUAUCCAGGAAGAUGAAGACUCUGGCAGCAAUAAAGAAGUGCAACCAGCUGGUGAAAAGAAUGCAGAUACCCUCACCUGUAAAGAGGACCAUGCAUGUCCAAACUGUGAAUCCAGUUUUGCAAGCCAGGAGAUUCUAGCUGAACAUCUCCAGACGUUGCACCAAAAACCCAGUGAGGAAAAGGAAUUUAAGUGCCGAAACUGUGGAAAGAAAUUCCCUGUUAAACAAGCUCUACAAAGACAUGUACUUCAGUGCACAGAGAACAUCAACCCAGGAGACUCUUCAAGAAGUUUUCAGUGCUCUGUUUGCAAUACUUCCUUCAGCUCAGAAUCGAGUUACGAACAGCACAAGGAGGCAUGCAGAGGGGAUGCCAGAUUCAUAUGCAAGGCAGAUGGUUGUGGGAAGAGGUUCAAGAGUAAGGAUGCCCUGAAAAAACAUAAAGAAAAUGUUCACAGUGGAAAUUCUAGGAAGAAGCUGAUGUGUUCAGUGUGCAAUAAGAAAUGUUCCUCAGCAACAAAUCUCCAAGAGCAUCGAAAGAUUCAUGAGACCUUUGAGUGUCAGGAAUGUGACAAGAAAUUUAUUUCAGCUAACCAGCUAAAACGCCAUAUGAUAACUCAUUCAGAAAAACGCCCCUACACCUGCGAGGUUUGCAAUAAGUCCUUCAAACGACUUGAUCAAGUGACUGCACACAAAAUAAUACACAGUGAAGAUAAACCUUAUAAAUGCAAGCUUUGUGGAAAGGGAUUUGCCCACAGAAAUGUUUACAAGAAUCACAAGAAGGUACAGCACAGACAGCAGCACUGCGAGCUUCCCCAUAGUGUCUCGUCAAUAUGUCUCAACCCUGUUCUGGAGGAACCACCUAUUGAGACCCAUUCUGAAGAGAGACCAUUCCAAUGUGAGGAAUGCAAAGCUUUGUUCCGAACCCCAUUCUCUCUACAAAGGCAUCUGCUAAUCCAUAACAGUGAGAGGACCUUCAAGUGUGAUCACUGUGAUGCUACUUUCAAAAGAAAGGACACCUUAAAUGUUCAUAUUCAAGUUGUACAUGAUGGACAUAAGAAAUACAAGUGUGAUCUCUGUGACAAAGCUUUUGUGACACCCUCAGUCCUGAAAAGUCAUAAAAAAACUCACACAGGAGAAAAGGAGAAAAUUUGCCCAUAUUGUGGACAGAAGUUUGCGAGCAAUGGAACACUGAGAGUUCAUAUUCGAAGCCAUACAGGUGAGCGUCCUUACCAGUGUCCUUACUGUGAUAAAGCUUUCAGCAAGAACGAUGGAUUGAAGAUGCAUAUUCGCACCCACACAAGGGAAAAGCCGUACCAAUGUUCUGAGUGUAACAAGGCUUUCAGUCAAAAGCGAGGCCUAGAUGAGCACAUGAGAACCCACACCGGAGAGAAGCCGUUUCAGUGUGAUGUUUGUGAUCUGUCCUUCAGCCUGAAGAAAAUGCUGAUCCGACAUAAGCUGACUCACAACCCCAAUCGACCGAUGGCGGAAUGCCAGCUUUGCCACAAGAAGUUUACAAGAAAUGACUACCUCAAAGUGCACAUGGAAAAUGUUCAUGGUGAAACUGACAGCUAAUUAUGGCAUGUGUGAGAAGAAUGGAUCUCAUGUUCCAAAGUGUUCCACUUGCACAUGUACAAACUCCAGACCUCUCACCUGACUACUAAGCAUAGUCAGGAGAAACAACUUUAAUGUGUUCACAUGCUGUUUUUCUCACUUUUUGUUUUUAUCCUACUAGCUUACUAAAAAAGAUACAUUCAUAUGCAGUAAAACAUAGUUUUGAAAAUAAAAAUUUGAAGAUGCGAGAACUUUACGAAGAUUUUAUCCUAAUUAAAAAGUAAAAGCUUUAAAUAAACUUUACUUUCUAAGUUUCCAAGGUUGUAAUUGAGAUAUUGGUGGCAUUACCUGGAAAUCCUGGACAUCUGAAACUGAAUCACUUUGUCUCCAGCUCUUACUUCUGUAUGUAAGCCUCAACACUCCAUUAAAAAUCUUCAACUGGAAAUCA